Molecule: messenger RNA, 8706 nt
Organism: Pongo pygmaeus (Bornean orangutan)
Lineage: Eukaryota; Metazoa; Chordata; Mammalia; Primates; Hominidae
Product: TBC1 domain family member 3G-like
Exons: 15
Coding region: 6608-8272 (554 amino acids)
Biological process (GO): regulation of GTPase activity
Molecular function (GO): small GTPase binding; GTPase activator activity
Source: RefSeq, a predicted model, not a curated record
CUGAAAUGCAAGGGUGGAUGGCAAAUAAAUUGCAUCUUGUGAACUACCUCCAACUAAUUUCUGCUUGGAGCACUGUGUUUAAAAGGAUUCCUAGGCAACAUCUGGAGGGAUCCGGGAAAAAAGAAAACAAGAGAUGUAACGAAGGUAAGCGGAGAACCAGUAAAGUGUAGUGCUACAGUAGCCUAGGGUUUCAAGGACAGGAGAUUAUAAUAUCCAGUCAGGCAGAGCAGCAGUCAAACAACAUGAAGAAAAAUGUCCAUGAGACUUGGCAUGCAGGAGAUCACUGAUGUGCCUAUUGACAAGUUCAGUAAUGUUGUGAGGGAAGAAGUCAAUGGGCUAAAGCGGACACAGACAGCAGGUGUAAACCAGAGACAGAGCCAGUGUACCGGAUGGCUGAAGUCGAAUACUUAUGUAGCAAAUGGGGAUAGAGACAUCUGUCCCAUGGAUGUAUUGGCCUUCUCAGGACAAAUAUUCCAUCCCCUGAAAACCAUAGGAAAGGGGUAAAGAGGGAUACUCCUAUAGGUCAAUUUAUAGAAGAGAGCAAAACCUUAAAAUUCUCCAUGAAGUAGGAGCUAAGAACCUCUGUAUCAGGUGAAGAGACAAGAAGGUCAAGAUGGGGAAGGGGGAAGGAGAAGGUUUGCUAAAGAUGUUGAAGAGAAUGAGAGAACUAAACAGGGCUGGGCGAGCAAAAGGCAUCAGGCAAGGCUGAGUACUCAGAUGAGGUUGAAAAUACGUAAUAGUUACUUUAAAACAGGGUUAAUCUGUAUGACUAGGUGCUUUUUCUUUAGCCCUCAGAUACAGAAGUAGAACAACAGGCUGUGGAUUGGGCUGGCAUUUUGCCAGGAUACAGCAGGAAGACGGGGGCACAGGAAAGGCCCAAUGUUGGGAGUAUUUCCGUUAAUCUAUGAGAUGCAGGCUGGCUAGGGUAGCAAGGUAGGUUAUGAGAAGAAAAAUACAGACAAACUCGUGAGACUGCAGAGGCUUGGAAAGAGAACAUGUGUUGGGUGACAGUGAGAUGCAGAGGAUUUCUAAGGUGAUACACCUGUAGAGGAAAAGGUGGAGGUCCCAGCCUGGGGAAAAGGUGUCUAAUCUCCCCCUGGUGAUGACCACUGGCGUUAAAGGAAUCCAGAAGAGACGAGGCUUUUUCUGUUUGUGGAAGUUAUCUCCUUGUCCAAGUUUCUCUUCACCACUGAAAACCUCUGAAAGUUGUCAAUUUCAUUCAGGUAGAUUCAGAAGACCUAUCUGAUUCCAAAUGACAAAAUGCUUCUAGAGAAAAAGCACCUAUGUCUGGUCAGAUAAUGCAUGUAUGACUUCGGACAAAUCAUAGCAUUUCAGUGUUUGAGGUAAUCUAGUCUGUCUGUCCUCUUUAUUCCUUAACUCUCCAUCUGUACAGACAGAAACAAUGUAAUCAGCCACAUAUCUUGUAUAAAAUAAAUAUGAAGAGAGAGCCAAUUAUAAAGGCAGAAGUUCUUGGGGUGACGGGAAGAAUUUUAAAAUACAAAAUUAACUAGGUACUUCUUCAAGAAGAAAAAUAUCAGGGAGUACUGAAAGAGAACAAUUGCAGAAAGGAAGAGAAAUUAACGUGAACAGCAACCAAAAACCUUCUAAGAAUGUAUCAACAGUCCAGUGGAAAAGGAAUACCCACCCUGAUGACACCUUGAUCUUGGACCCAUGGCCUCCAGUACUGUGAGACAGUAACAUUCUGUUGUUAAAGGUGCCCAGUCUGUGGUACUGUAAAACAGCCCUAGGAAACUAACACAGCCUGUUAGCCCACAGAUGGUGGAGAGAUGGAAUGCUCAGUGGAGCUCCAGGCUUACUGUCUACAGCUCCCAAAGUGCGCUACGGGACCCUUGGGUGAGUGAGGUGUGCCAGAUAAUUUUGGGUGGUGCAGGGUGAAUAAUUUCAAUUGACAUAAAAAUGUGUUUAUCUUACUGGGUAAAUCAGGGGUCCCCACCUGUUAGGAACCAGGCUGCACAGCAGGAGGUGAGCAGCCAGCCAGGGAGCAAAGCUUCAUCUGUAGAAACAGCCGCUCCCCAUCCCUCACAUUACCGCACGAGCUCUGCCACCUGUCACAUGAGUGGUGCCGUUACAUUCUCAUAGAACCCAACUGUGAACUCAGCAUGCCAAGAAUCCAGAUUGCGUGCUCCUUAUGAGAACCUAAUGCCUGACGAUCUGUGACUAUCUCCCAUCACCUCCCGAUGGGACCAUGUAGUUGCAGGAAAACAAGCUCAGGGCUCCCACUGAUUCUAUAUUAUGGUCCGUGGAAGAGUUGUCUUCAAGAAAACUGCUCUCUGGUGCCAAAAAGUUUGGGGACCGCUGGUGAAAACGUUUCUAAGAAUAGUCAAGCAACUUAAGUUUUACAUGCUACGAAGUAUACAGGUUUAAGUGCUAAUAAAAAUAGGUGCAAACGAAAACACUCUUUCUGUGGUCCAGGGAAUCUUAACCAUUCUAUCGGAAAGACUUGCAGCUUGGAGCUGCAGCUGCCCUCCCACAUCCUGCCCACUGUAAAGCCCUGCAACACACACACACACACGCACACACACCACAUACAUACACAUGCAUAUACUUGCACACACACAUGCACACACAUAAAUACAUUCCCAUGUAUAUACCUGAACACACACAUAGAUACGUACACAUGCAUAUAAAUGCGCACACACACAGACACACACACACGCUGUGCUUCAUGCCCUCACUAGGGUGGCCUGGGAGGAAAUGCGUGUUUUUAGGAGAAAUGAAGACAACUGAGGCCCCCCAUUCUCCUGGUGUUUGCACAAGUGCCUUCUCUGCAGACCAUGCUUUAGUCUCUUUCUUGGUUCUCCCUGUUACUGAAAGAGAGAAGCAGAGGCCCGGCACAUGCUCAGCUGCUUAGGGCUCAAGCCAAGUUCGCAAGCUUCCUGGGGAGCCUAGUGAGAUGAAGGCACUGCAGACCCUUCCCAAAAGAGGCGUCGGCUUUUCAUGGAUCCUUGAGCCCAGGAAGGCGAUGGGUCAGACAUCACGCUUCAUCAGAAGACCCAAGCAAACUCCGGUGAGAAAGGGCAAUGGUCAAAGAUUUUAUUCUCUCGGAGAAGGGGUUCUCGGGCUGUAAGCAGCAGGCAGAAGACUUUAUUGCAUGCGUAGUUAGGUGAUGGUGACCUACGGUUUUCACUGGGGACUGGGAUCGAGAGUGACCCAACCUCCUACUCACGCUCGUCUCUCCCUGUCUCUCUCUUUGCCUUUUGUGUCUCUCUCCCUAUCUCUUGCUCCUUUUCCUCUCAACCUCCUCUGUCUCUUUCCUUAUCUCUCUUCCUCUCUCUCCCUCACUCCUUCUCCCCAUCUCUCUUUCUCUCUCCUUCUUUUCCACUUCUCUCUCCCUCCCCAUCUCUCUGCCUGCCACUGUUCAGGCUCCUGGGGCCCCACGUGGAUGGGUGGACACAGGACUCCUAGGCUACCUUUCACAGCGCAAGCAGAGGGCUGCAGGACCUUGGUCCCCACCUCCCAGCAUCCUCAAUAUGAGGGGUGUGGGGUGUGCCUGUGCUCUCCUGAGUGGGCACCCCACACUCCAGGAAAUAGAAACCGCAGGUCACAGCUGGCUCGAGUGCUGCCCACGGGGCUGCCAGCUUCCAUCGUGUGAUCUGCUGAGGCCAAAGCAGAGGACAGCAGCCCAGGCCCGACUCUGCAGCAGGGUGGGGGUAGGGGUGGGCUUGGGGGUGGGGAUGGGGAUGGGAGCCACCAAUGCAAACUGGCCCCUGGCUGGUUUCCUACCCUGCACCCUGCCAUGCAAGGCCUCCUCUCCCACCCCUACCCCGUCUGCCCCACCUCCACCCCUAGGCUGCCCCACACCCAGGCUCCAGAAGUCUCCCAGGAUCCAGGAACUAAGGGCAACCACUGGGUUCCACAGCCCCUAGUCCAUGGGUCAGCCACCCCUCUGCGUGCUGACAAACCUUGGCUCUCAUGCCCCACCCCAAGCCAACCACACAGCCCUGUCCCCGCACCAGCAUUAUUACCGCCUCCUGAUUUUGGCCCUGACAGCCCUGCUUCCUGGUAACCUUGCCCCCUCCCACCCUGCUCCAGGCAAGCCCACAGGCCAGCGCCCUCCACCCACCCUUCCUGGGGGCCACUCUACUAUCUCCUUGCCCAGAUGUCUUAACCUGGCUUUACCAAGCUAGAAUAAAUAACAGGGAUGAGGCCCCGGACUCCGCCAGGAAGAUGUGCCAAAAUACUCUCCAUUUAGAAGCGGGAACAGUAAUGGGGCCUAUGGAUGACCCCAGGAUUGUCACCCAAGCAGCAAGAAGAGCAAGGAGCCCGGUUUCCUGCUCUUACCCGGGGAGGACGUGGCCAGGGCUCCACAAGGCCUUGGAGAGGGGUGGGUAGGAGAGGAGAUCCACCCUCCUCUUGAGGAAGAAACCACCACCCCCAGGAAGCAGCAGAUGGGGGCACACAGGCAGAGUCCCUGCAUGCUGUAGAGCAGGGCCAGCAGAUCUGUACUCAGCCUCAGCCCCAGGGGAGCUGCAAGAUAGACUGAGACCCUCACAGGUUGGGCUCUGUGCCCCCACCCAAAUCUCAUCUGGAACUGUAAUCCUCCUGUGUCAAGGGAGGAACCUGGUGGGAGGGGAUGGGAUCUGGGGACAAUUUCCCCUCUGCUGCUCCCCUGAUAGUGAGGGAGUUCUCAGGAGAGCUAAUGGUUUGAAAGUGUGGCACUUCCCGGUUCUCCACUCACUCCCUCCUGCUGCCUUGUGGAGAAGGUGCCUGCUUCCCCUUCGCCUUCUGCCAUGACUGUAGGUUCCCUGAACUGGGAGUCAAUUAAACCUCUUUCCUUUAUAAAUUACCUAGUCUCAAGUAUUUCUUUAUAGCAGUGUGAAAACAAACUAGUAACCCUUCCCUGAGGCGCCUUCUCCUUAGGCAACCAGCUGUCUCCAUGCUCCUCCUCUGCCCCCUGUUCUUUCUUUUCCCCUCAUGAGGCCCAAGUGAUAAACAGGCCAGCCGCAGCCCCAGCCCCAGCCCCAGCCCCGUCCUACUGCAAGCCUGUGUGGCUGCUGGAGAGGCCAUGCUCCUUUCCUCUCCCUGAGCCUGCCUGAUACGCUUUCUGGAUCCUGGAGGAAACUGACCCACUAUUCUCAUACUGGUGCAACAUCACCAGUAUGAGUACCAGUCUUGGUACAGCUUCCAAGGCCUCAAAGCUGUACCAUUUGAGCCAGGCUUUUUUGUCUCCACUUGCUAGGGCUGUCAUUGGGACAGUCCUAGAGGGUGGUGCCAAUGGAUGAAUGGAUGGAUGGACAGCAGUCCAGGGAUGAUGUCCCUGUCUGUCCUGAACUCGGCCCUUCCUCCAAUGAGAAGCCUUCCUGAGUGAGUAUAUACAGUCAUCCCUUGGUAUGCAUGGAGGAUUAGUUCUAGGGUCCCCGGGAAUGCCAAAAUCCAUGGAUGCUCAAGUCUCUAAUAUAACAUGGCCUGGUAUUUACGUAUAAGCUAUGCACAUCCUCCCGUAGACAUUAGACCAUCUCUAGAUUAUUCAUGAUGUGUAAUACAAUGCAGAUGCCACAUGAAUGGUCAUGAUACUGUAUUCUUUAGGGAAUGAUGAAAAGAACAAAGUCUGCACAUGUUCCAUAGAAACAUAACCAUCCAAUUUAUUUUCUGAAUAUUUUCCAUCUGCUGUUGCUGAAUCCACAGAUGCAGAGCUCCUGGAUACGAGAGCCAAGUGUGCUUUGAGAGUAGGGUGGGUGAGGUUGCUAAUGAGUACAGGGGAGCAGGUGUUGAUUGGGAGGACCCUGCACUGGGGCAUCUGGACGUCCUUCCUCAGGACUUGAGACUCCAGUUGGAUGGCAAAGGCAGACUCAGCCCAGGUCAAAGCUGUCCCCUUGAAGUUUCAUUUUAUCCCAAGCUCUUUCUGGACCCUGGAAUUUGGCAUCCCCUAGACCCUGCGUGGAAAGACAGCUGAGCCAGGAUUUAGAUAACAUGUCUAGAACAGUGAGCCCCUAGUGUGUGCCCGGCACUUUCCCCACAGGAUCCUCUAGCUAGAAUAUCCAAGGGUCAUGGAGAGAAAUACCCAGUUAAAAUAUCAGAAAUGAAGUGAUACCAUUAGAGACACUAAAAAGAUCAUUAGGUAAUAGUAUUAGCUUUUGUAUUCUGAGAUCCAACAGCAGCAGUCACUUCCCUCCACCCCUAUGUGUAUCCCAGGACCACCCUGGACAGGGAGGGCCGAAGUUAGGGAACACCCAUGGAUGAUCUGGUGCUGGCCCUGGGCCUCGGGGGUGACAGUGAUGAGGAACUGGGUGCACACAUGAGUGGGGCAGCCGGGCCUGGCCAGAGAAGCAACACACACGUGUACAGACGUGUUUACCCACAUACACGUGUGCACGUACGUGCACAAACACAUCGCAGGCAGGCAUGUUGACGCCUCAGGCAGCGGAGGACCCUGACUAUGGGCCCUGCUGACCCGGGCAAGGCCCCAUUGUGAUGCGUGCCAUGACCUCAGAAUGUCACUGGUGCUUAGCACCUAUCCGCUCUCUGGCCUGCCUCAGUGUUCUACAGCAGUUACACACAGGCCGUGGUAUCUGUGAGCAGCUCUGUGGACUCAAAGGUUUUCUCCCUGAGAGGCAUAACCCAGGCCAGCUGAUUCAUCAGAAUCAGGAUGGACACGGUAGAGGACGCGGACAGUUGGUGGGCACAAGAGCGAGAGGACAUCAUUAUGAAAUACGAAAAGGGACACCGAGCUGGGCUGCCAGAGGACAAGGGGCCUGUGCCUAUUGGAAUCUACGGCAACAUUGAUCACUUUGGAAUUCUGCAUGAGACGGAGCUGCCUCCUCUGGCUGCACAGGAGGUGAAGAAUCGGCGGGAGAUGAGACGGACGAGCAAGUGGAGGAAAAUGCUGGGAGAAUGGGAGACGUAUAAGCACAGUACAAAAGUAAUGUGUGGGGGGAGAGGCCCCCGAAAGCACUCUCUGCAGAGACAGGGGACAGGCACCCAUGGCUGUGGCCUGGCACCAUCAGCCUCUCAGAGGCUCAUAGAUCGAGUGUACAAGGGAAUUCCCAUGAACAUCCGGGGCCCGGUGUGGUCAGUCCUCCUGAACAUUCAGGAAAUCAAGUUGAAAAACCCCAGAAAAUACAAGAUCAUGAAAGAGAAGGGCAAGAGGUCAUCUGAACACAUCCACCAGAUCGACCUGGACAUAAGCGGGACCUUAAGGAAGCAUAUCUUCUUCAGGGAUCGAUAUGGAGCCAAGCAGCGGGAACUAUUCUACAUCCUCCUGGCAUAUUCGCAGUAUAACCCGGAGGUGGGCUACUGCAGGGACCUCAGCCACAUCGCUGCAUUGUUCCUCCUUUACCUGCCUGAGGAGGAUGCAUUCUGGGCACUGGUGCAGCUGCUGGCCAAUGAGAGGCACUCUCUGCAAGGAUUUCAUAGCCCAAAUGGUGGGACAGUCCAGGGGCUCCAAGACCAACAGGAGCAUGUGGUACCCACAUCACAACCCAAGACCAUGUGGCAUCAGGACAAGGAAGGUCUACGUGGGCAGUGUUCCUCAUUAGGCUGCCUUAUCCGGACACUGAUUGAUGGGAUCUCUCUCGGGCUCACCCUGCGCCUGUGGGACGUCUAUUUGCUGGAAGGAGAACAGGUGUUGAUGCCGAUGACAAGCAUUGCCUUUAAGGUUCAGCAGAAGCGCCUCAUGAAGACGUCCAGGUGUGGCCUGUGGGCACGUUUUCGGAACCAGUUCGUUUACUCCUGGGCCAGGGAUGAUGACACCGUGCUCAAGCAUCUUAGGGCCUCUAUGAAGAAACUAACAAGAAAGCAGGGGGACCUGCCACCCCCAGCCAAACCCGAGCAAGGGUCCUCGGCAUCCAGGCCUGUGCCGGCUUCACGUGGUGGGAAGACCCUCUGCAAGGGGGACAGGCAGGCCCCUCCAGGCCCACCAGCCCGGUUCCAGCGGCCCAUUUGGUCAGCUUCCCCGCCAUGGGCACCUCGUUCUUCCACACCCUGUCCUGGUGGGGCUGUCCGGGAAGCCACCUACCCUGUGGGCACUCAGGGUGUGCCCAGCCUGGCCCUGGCUCAGGGAGGACCUCAGGGUUCCUGGAGAUUCCUGCAGUGGAACUCUAUGCCCCGCCUCCCAACGGACCUGGAUGUAGGGGGCCCUUGGUUCCCCCAUUAUGAUUUCGAACAGAGCUGCUGGGUCCGUGCCAUAUCCCAGGAGGACCAGCUGGCCACCUGCUGGCAGGCUGAACACCCUUCAGGGUUGAGAUUGGCUUUCACUGCACUGAGCCACAACGUGGGCAUGGACUUCCCGGCCCUGCAGUGCACCCAGCACUGAAUCCUACCAGGGCACCCCCUUCAGAGCUAGGGACGAGCAGCAGUGCACUCCCACCUCAGGGCCUUGCCUCUGCUGCCUCCACUUGGAAAGUUCUCAGUUCCCUCCAGGCUUCUAGAAGCAUCUGGGCCAGGGCUCGUGGCUGGAUAAUUUCCCAAGGCUUAACAACCCAAGCAAGCUUCCCAUCCUCGUUUUAUUUUUUGUUAAACUUAUGAAAAUUUAUUAAGAAAGUGUGCAGCUCGAGAGACAUUCAGAAAUGGAACACACCAGCCCCAAGAUCACAAAGCCAACCAUGCCUAGCCCCUCCCAGCACCCCCAGCCCCACGACCAGCGUUCUGAAUUCUGAUGACACCAUGAGCCUGCCUUUGUACUUUAAACUCAUGGAAGGAUAACCACCUUCACGUUUUAAAAUAAAUGUUUCCUGUUGAAUGAUUUUA